This is a messenger RNA of Hibiscus syriacus, 852 nucleotides long. RefSeq names its product ribosomal RNA-processing protein 7 homolog A-like. NCBI's taxonomy places the organism in Eukaryota, Viridiplantae, Streptophyta, Magnoliopsida, Malvales, Malvaceae. Gene Ontology annotation, cellular component: UTP-C complex; CURI complex. Gene Ontology annotation, biological process: rRNA processing; ribosomal small subunit assembly. The record is from RefSeq and is a predicted model, not a curated record. The annotation marks the transcript as partial. The transcript is spliced from 5 exons.
AAAGAGAAAAACGCUAGCGUUGGAACCGUUGAUAAGCUUGUUGAUGGGAACGAAGUUCAUGCUCAAGACAAAUUUAGGAAAGAUAGAGAAAAGAAAUCAAAUGGUCAGUUGGUGGAAAAGAGUAAAGCAGCUCAAGAGGAUGAAGUUUAUGAAAUACCUUCUGGAGACGACGAUUGCUCAAAAGGAAUGAAAAAAUGGCUUACAGGCUACCACCAAAGUAGACCUGGCUUGAAGGUAUUGCAACAAAGGAUUGACGAGUUUAUAAUUGCAUACGAGGAAAAACUUGAACAGGAAAAGAAAGAAAAGGAGGCUCGUCUUACGGAAGGGGGAUGGAUACUUGUUGAACAUCAUAAAGGAAGGAAAAAAACCACAGACUCCGAAAGUGGAACUACGGUAGGCUCUGUUUCCCAGGCUUCUGUGGAGGAGAAAUUAGCUAAGAAGAAGAGCAAAGAGGUCUCUGAUUUCUACCGCUUUCAAAAAAGAGAAGCCCAGAGGAAUGAACUUUUGACACUCCAAAGCAAAUUCGAGCAGGAUAAGAAGCGGAUUCAACAGAUGAGAGCCGCCCGGAAGUUUCGACCUUAUUGAGAUCCAAGAGUUGAAGCUAAUCUCUCUUUGAUGGUUUCAUCAUUGCUGCAUUUGAGAUAAGAUGGAAUCCUGACUACCCAUUUUGUGCAACAUGUGGUUUCGUACUCUACUGGAAAAUCGGGUGCACUCUUUCAACCAGAAAUUUUACAAUUAUAAUGCAUGCAUAUCACGUAAUAUAUGCACAUUUUAAUGAUCACAUGUAAAACAGAGAUUCCAUGAUAUGGAAUUAUGGUUCCAAACUGGGUCAAGUAUCACCAAAUUAUCUCC